Molecule: messenger RNA, 885 nt
Organism: Neoarthrinium moseri
Lineage: Eukaryota; Fungi; Ascomycota; Sordariomycetes; Amphisphaeriales; Apiosporaceae
Exons: 4
Coding region: 1-885 (294 amino acids)
Cellular component (GO): RNA polymerase II transcription regulator complex
Molecular function (GO): transcription cis-regulatory region binding; DNA-binding transcription activator activity, RNA polymerase II-specific
Source: RefSeq, a predicted model, not a curated record
AUGGAGUAUGCCAGUGUAGCGGCUACCACCAUGGCUUCUUCCAAGAACAAUACAAGCUUCAGUGACGAGGCGGAAUUGCGCGCACAACUCGCUCAGGCAGCAGCACUUCGGCUUGACGAUACAGAGCUUCCCUCCAAGGACGGCAGAACCAGCCUUCCGCAGCAAUCAACCCACCCAACGGUGCAACCACAUGGAUACGACCGCCAGAGUGUAGCUGCGCAAAAUAAUAUACACCCUUCGCUGAGAGCGGACAUCAACAUAGCGCCAGCUCCAGAUAUCAUGCCACCUGGCCCGACUGGCGCGGGCCCUUCCAAUUCUGCCGCAUCCGCAAUGGCUGUCCAGGGACUUAUAGAUCAUGAUCCCGAGGAUUCCGUGUCUGAUGGGCGGAAAGCCAAGCGAGAACUCUCACAAUCAAAGCGAGCCGCGCAAAACAGAGCUGCUCAGCGAGCUUUCAGACAAAGGAAGGAGCACUACAUCAAGAAACUAGAACAGCAGGUUCGCGAGUAUGGAGAAAUGGAGCACAACUUCAAGGCUAUGCAGAACGAUACAUACGCGCUUCGAGAGUACGUCAUACAGUUGCAGUCACGGUUGUUGGAUCUUCAGGUCGAACUACCGCAGCCGCCUCCGAAUUUGAAUCUUCCGCCACCGCCGCCCAGGCCCGCCCAGCAUACCGUCAGCCAUCAUCAUCCUGAGCCUGGACCGGCCGGACCAUCGGCUGGAUCCCUGGCUGAUGUAGCAGCUGCUGUCGCUGGCCUACGGGCUCACGGGAGUGCAGUGGAUGGGUAUUCGAAGUUCAAAGCAGAGAACGACGUAGGCCCCCGUCGCGAGGAGGACGCUCGGAGGUUGCAUGAACCCUUACCGCCGUCUUCAUCCCUCAGGGCUUAG